AUGAAAUGCAAGUCUUGGAUCAUCAAUUGUUUUUCAAAAUUAAGUUCAAACAGUGAACACACUACCUCCACACCAUUGAGAGUAGAUUUUCUGAACCAUUCACUGAACAUCUUGGCAGAUGGAGUGAACGAAUUUAUUUACCUCACGCCUGAAACAUACGUCAUGCAAUCAUCUCUUCAUUUAGGAAUUUUAUCAUUUGAUUUCUGUCAUCACGGCAAGUGGGUUUUAAGCUUUAACGAUGAACCAUCUGUAAUGGAUUGCAUCGAAACAUUGAGGAAAAACGAUAUUAAAGUGACGGACAUUCAGAAAUUGUUAUCAGAAAGAGUGCACUUGGAAGACACCAUAAUCAAAAUGGUAACUGAUGUAGGUUUUCCAAAUUUUGUAGCUGAAGUGGAAAAUGCCAUGAAAAACAAAGAUGUUUGA
Messenger RNA from Macrosiphum euphorbiae (potato aphid), 423 nucleotides. The record is from the annotation of a GenBank genome assembly. Lineage: Eukaryota; Metazoa; Arthropoda; Insecta; Hemiptera; Aphididae.